This is a messenger RNA of Doryrhamphus excisus (bluestripe pipefish), 1243 nucleotides long. The record is from RefSeq and is a predicted model, not a curated record. NCBI's taxonomy places the organism in Eukaryota, Metazoa, Chordata, Actinopteri, Syngnathiformes, Syngnathidae.
CUUUGGCUGACUUUUUGGGCCCCCCCACAUAUCGGUCAGGGUUGACUGCGCAGCACUGAGCUCAAUGCCAGCAGAGUUGGAGGUGUGAGGCGGUUGUGGUCUAGGAGUGGACAGCAUGGAUCAUCUUCAAACGCUACUCACGGAAGAAGACAUGAAGUGGGACAAGCUACUGGACAAUGUCAUCAAGUCGGCCGACGUCAUCCUGUGGGGCACCACGCCCACCUACCCGCCUUACACCCCACCUUUGCAGCAGCAGCAGCAGCAGCCGCCGCCCACACCGCCGCCGCCACCGCAUCCUAAAGACAAUCCCGGGAAUCUGGACUGCGGCAACCGUCCUCCUCACGAGCCGGCGGCGGACGAGAGCAAAACCUCGGCGGACUUCUCGCCCCUGGGGGACGCUCGCCAGCAGAUGGGGACGUUGAUGGAGACCUCACCCUGCAUGGACGACGACCUGGCCAACGUUCUGGAUGACUUCUGGUUGCCCGACUACCUGGCCAGCAAUCAGGGGUCCAUUAACAUCCAAGACCAGGCAAACGAUGCAAUGGUGAUGCCGCUGGCUGAAGAUGCCAACCUGCCCAUGGCUGGACGACACGCCACAUUUAACGGCGAGAUGAUGUGCGUGGCGACGUCUCCCACUGACACUUUUGAUCUUGCCACCAAUUCAUCCCAAAGCAUAAGUCAGUGCUACAAGAACAUCAACCAGCAGGACGGAGAGCGGCCGUACAUCAAGAAGCCACCCAACGCCUUCAUGCUGUUCAGGAAGGAGCAAAGCCCCAACGUGGUCGCCCAGUUCAACAUCACUAACUCUGCCGCCGUCAAUAAAAUCCUAGGAAAGAUGUGGAAAUCUCUGCCAAAGAAGCUGCAAGCCAAGUACUACCAGCAAGCUGAAGAACACAAACUCAUCCACAGCCUGCAGCACCCCAACUGGUCCUGCACAGAAAACUAUGGCAAAAAGAGGAAGCGGGAUCGGGGAAAGCAAAGCGCCAUUGUCUCAGGUAUGACGAGUCAACUGAUGGCAGUCAUCGGCCACAACAUUAGCGUCUGCACAGGAGCCUUUGGAGGAGCGGCCAUGCUCCAGCGGCCCGUCCUCACUGGAUGGAACAAAAGAUGAGGAGGAGACUCCGCAGUCACAGUGUGGGGGGGCUGGUGGACGGGCUGUCUUCGGUGCUGCUCUGUGUGAAAGGACAACAUGAUCUCAUCAGGAAAGAAUGAAUGGAAAUGAUUAAAGUUGUUGUUAAACAAA